CAUCAAUCGGCAAAUACUACUCCGUAUGUAAUUAGCAAGUGUUCAAGAAAUGCAAAACCACAAAACUAUCCUACGCCUAAUUAACCACAAUUAUUCUGCAGCCUCCAGUUCACAAACAAAUGUGGGGCACAACCAUAAGUGUAACGAUUCUCCGCAUAAUUACAACUAAUUUCAUUAAUCCUAUAAUUGUCAUGAAUUGAUUACAACUAACAAUAUUAAUCAAGAAAAUGUCAAAAUGAAUGAUAAUAAUGAUGAGCCCCAAUUUGACAGCCCAAGGGAGAAGGGUAGGCAUAGAAAGUCGUCAUCGUCCUCCUCUCUGAGCCUUUCCGCUUUAUUCUACGGCCAUCUCAGCCGGCGGCACAAUCUCGUCGACAAAUCAUCGCCGGACAAUAGCCCCAGAGUGGUCAGCCCGUCAAAGUGGAUCCGGACCAAGCACCAAAGCAACGACCAUAAUCACACGAAAUCGCCGGAUUUCAAAGGACGGUGCCGGAGCAUUGCGACCCGACUGGGCCACCACCGCCGGCACACCUCCGAUCUCACCUACGACCCUACCAGUUACGCCCAAAACUUCGAGAGCGAAAACGCCGGCGACGACGAUGACUCUCCGUUGAAGAAUACCUUCACGGCCAGGCUGAGGGCGGGAGAGGUUUCAGGGAAUCAGAGGCCGCAGGAGGUGGAAGAGACCGCCGGAGUGAACGGAUCUCAACCGCGGAGUGAGGGGAAGAAGACGAGGAGGAAAAGCUUUGAUCUGAAUGAGCUCAUGACCGUUGCGAAAAGCCUGGAGGAUUCGAAACAGAUUCCGAGCGGAGGAAAUUGUAGUAACCGUCUGGAAAUGAAUACAAUGGCAACUAUUGCGGAAGAGACGACAUUGCCCUUCCAAAGGUGAAAUUUUGGUACCAUGGAAAACGGCAGUUUGAACUCUGAAUUUUGAAUAUUAGUGUUAUGAUUAGAUAUAAU
This is a messenger RNA of Cuscuta europaea, 957 nucleotides long. NCBI's taxonomy places the organism in Eukaryota, Viridiplantae, Streptophyta, Magnoliopsida, Solanales, Convolvulaceae. The record is from the annotation of a GenBank genome assembly.